Messenger RNA from Gekko japonicus, 1725 nucleotides. It is a transcript of the gene NSUN4, whose product is annotated as NOP2/Sun RNA methyltransferase family member 4. Gene Ontology annotation, molecular function: methyltransferase activity. The record is from RefSeq and is a predicted model, not a curated record. Gene Ontology annotation, biological process: rRNA methylation. Bases 98 to 1327 code for a protein of 409 amino acids. Gene Ontology annotation, cellular component: mitochondrial large ribosomal subunit. The transcript is spliced from 6 exons. Lineage: Eukaryota; Metazoa; Chordata; Lepidosauria; Squamata; Gekkonidae.
CAAGGGACGGAUCCUCCUUCCUAUGAACGAUUCGCCGGCGUGUCUCGGCGCAGGAGGAAGGGAGGAGUGUGCACCGGGGCCGGCGUUGGAGUAGGCGAUGGCGGCUGUCUCCUCUGCUGCGCAUGUUGGGAAAGGAAGGCGGCAGUUCGUGGGACUGGUGUGGACGAAAGCGUUUUCCGUCUCCUGUAGGCACCGGCAAAAGAAGAAAUGGGCAGCCACCCGUCCUCGGAUCUCUUCUACCAGGCUGGCUUUGCAGAACUUUGACAUGAACUACAGUGUGCAGUUUGGCAGCCUCUGGCCUUCGAUCCGUAUCAGCCUUCUCUCAGAACAGAAAUAUGGAGCUCUUUUCAACAAUUUCUCUGAUAUACAGCGGAUGACCCAGGAACUGGAAUGUCUGAAUGCUGUGGAUUUCAUUUGGGAAUCUCAGAAAGUGGUGCAAGAUCUGAAUUCCGCAGCAGGACAACAGGCUAGCAAACCAGCUGUGUCAACAGGAACUUUGGCUGUACCUGCUGAAUCUCAAGCACAGCCACAUCCUUGUCUUUCUACACUAAUUAGUCCCAACAUCAGAUGUUACAUAUUCCCCAAAGGAGACAUCAGCCUCUUUCCUCCUGCCAGACCAGACACGCUUGGAAUCCUGGGCUACUACCUCUUGGAUGCUGCAUCAGUCCUGCCUGUAUUGGCUCUCAAUGUGCAGCCUGGUGACUUAGUCCUUGACCUCUGUGCAGCACCAGGUGGAAAGACGCUAGCACUUCUACAGACUGGAUGUUGUCGAGAAUUAGCAGCCAAUGAUGUCUCUAUUUCUCGCACUGGCCGGUUGAACAGAGUUCUCCGUAGCUACAUCCCCCCAAACAUCUGUGACAUAGUGCGGAUUACAUCGUGGGAUGGCAGGAAGUGGGGAGACCUAGAGGCAAACACUUAUGACAGGGUGCUUGUGGAUGUGCCAUGUACAAAUGACCGGCAUUCAGUCAUGGAAGAGGACAAUAAUAUAUUCAAAAACAUGAGGAAAGGAGAGCGUCAGAUGUUGCCAAUGCUCCAGCUGGAGUUGCUCAUUGCUGGGAUCCUUGCUGCCAAGCCAGGAGGAGAGGUGGUUUACUCGACGUGUUCCUUAUCUCAGCUACAAAAUGAGUGCGUGGUUGAGAGAGCAGUGGAGUUACUAAACAUCCAAUACAACAUUGAUGUCCAUGUUGAAGACUUGAGCAUUUUCCGGAGACUAUUUCAGGACACGUUUUCUUUCUUUCCAAACUGCCGACUUGGAGAGCUUGUUGUUCCCCACCUCACAUCCAACUUUGGUCCCAUGUAUUUUUGCAAAUUGCGCAGAGUGGGAUAGAAGAGACAGAGUAUGCUGUAGAAAGAGGGAGAAUGGGUACCCAGCUUUGCAUCUGACAUCUUGGUGAUAUUAUGGGGUGGCGGCAAUUGAAUUUACAAGACAGCACAAAUGUUCUUCUUGAAUGACUGCACCUUGGGCUUUACAUGUAACUCACAGCCCGUAAUUGUUGCUAAAAACCUUUUCCCUUCAUAGGCAGUCCAUGUGAGUGGGGAACAACAUUUAUGUGCCUGUGCCUGGAGCAUCCAUCUAAAUCACAUACCUGUGAAUGCUGCACUAUACCCAUUAGAGGUAUUUAAACAUUGCUUCUGUCAUGUGGAUCACCUGCAUGGCAAAGGUUUUGGUCAGUUACCUCUCAUAUUUCCCAAGUAGAGUGUGGUAACCAAGAACUGCUGAAUAAA